Messenger RNA from Seriola aureovittata, 2187 nucleotides. RefSeq names its product hydroxy-delta-5-steroid dehydrogenase, 3 beta- and steroid delta-isomerase (gene hsd3b7). Gene Ontology annotation, biological process: steroid biosynthetic process. Bases 60 to 1160 code for a protein of 366 amino acids. The transcript has 6 exons. The record is from RefSeq and is a predicted model, not a curated record. Lineage: Eukaryota; Metazoa; Chordata; Actinopteri; Carangiformes; Carangidae. Gene Ontology annotation, molecular function: 3-beta-hydroxy-Delta5-steroid dehydrogenase (NAD+) activity.
CUCCGCGCAGAGAGCAGAGAGCUGAACCAGACACCGUCGCUGCACCACAGCCUCUCAGCAUGUCUGACACACAGCGAGGCGCAGUGUAUCUGAUCACCGGAGGUUGCGGCUUCCUCGGGAGGCACAUGCUGAGGGUUUUACUGGAGAACGAGGACAAAGUGGAGGAGGUCCGGGUGUUUGACAAACACGUAGACACGAGUUUAACUGGACUGAGCAAAGAGGCGACAAAGGUGGUGGUCAUUCAGGGGGAUAUCACAGACUACAGCAGCGUGUUGGAGGCCUCCCGUGGGGCUGAUGUCAUCAUCCACACGGCCAGCUUGGUGGACGUUUGGCACAGGAUCCCAGAAACCGUUAUCUACUCAGUCAACGUCACGGGAACGAAAAAUGUGAUCAAUGCCUGUGUGGAGUGCGGUAUCCAGUGCCUGGUAUACACCAGCAGCAUGGAAGUGAUUGGUCCCAAUGUCAAUGGAGACGCCUUUCUGAGGGGCAACGAAGACACACCUUACGACGUGAAACACACUAUGGCCUACCCCAAGAGCAAGGCAAAGGCAGAGAAAAUUGUCCUUGAAGCCAAUGGCACAGAGUUGAAAGGUGGAAAGUGUUUGUACACAUGCUCUCUAAGGCCGACAGGGAUUUACGGUGAGGGGCACGAGCUGAUUAAGGACUUCUACAAACAGGGUGUUGAAAGGGGAGGCAUAAUUAUCGGGGGCGUCCCAGAUAACACUGAACAUGGGCGAGUCUAUGCAGGCAAUGUGGCCUGGAUGCAUGUGCUUGCAGCACGAGCUCUGAGGGAGCGCCCGCAGACGGUCGGAGGGGAGGCUUUCUUCUGCUAUGAUGACUCACCCUACAAGAGCUACGAGGAUUUCAACAUGCAGUUCCUGUCCACAUUUAACUUUCGAAGGGUCCGCAUGCCCUUACUGGUGCUCUGGUUCCUGGCCAUGGCGAAUGACCUGCUCCGCUGGAUAGUGAGCCCCAUAUAUAACUACACGCCGUUGCUAAACCGUUACACCUUGGCCGUGGCUUGUACCUCCUUCACGGUGGGUACAGACAAAGCCCAACGUUACUUCCAGUACCGCCCCUUGUAUGACUGGGAUCAAUGUCGAGCCCGCACGCAGAAAUGGGUUGACACAUUCCCAGUGGAAAAGCCCAAAGACACCUAAUGUGACCUCAAGUAUGGUAAUACACAUCAGAAGCUGCUAUGAAGACUCAGAAGACACAAGCUUUAUAUGAAAAAAAGGAGUAACAUGUUAUUAGUUAACAGUAUAAAAGUCUUUUAAUAAACAAUUAAUUAUUCAAUUGCAGAUUAAAAAGCACUUUUUCGCUCUCUAAAGCAGGUGGCUAAGGGGUGCCUUGUACCACUAACUGAAGAAUAUUCUUGACAAAGUAUUUAUCGUAUAAUCUUGUUGAAAUGUAGUUGAAUUUCAAUUGUCUCAGACCUGCACGUAAUUUAGGAUCAGUCAUAAGUUAAGCCUAUAAUGACAAUUAUUAUUAUUGUAUUGAACUUUUCAACACAGAAGUUCCCAAGAGAACCAUGAAAUGGUCUGAACAAAGAGACGUUAAAUGGUGUAAUGAGGGGAAGAGGCAAUAUCAAACAUGGAAUUGUCGCUAUGAAAAUGUGCUUUUUAAAAAUAGGGUUUCAGAAGUCUUAUUUUGAAAUAUGACACUGAUUCUGUCUGUAUUGGCUUCAUUCCAAAUGCAUUGGGUACUGACUUAAAAAGUCUGUUAUUACUGCAUUUGUUAUGUAUGAGUAAUACGUCUACAACAGCAUAGCAUUUAUAGCUUAGUUAUAAAUAAAACACAAUGAAAUUAUUUGUUCAGAUAAAGCGCAGACGUUAACAGCCUUGUUAAAGAAUGUAUUCAGUAUUGUAUUCCAUUGGGAGUCCUUUGUUGUUUUGUUGGUACAACCACCAAAGAAUUGUGCCUCUUGUUAAGACAGUCCUGUAGAAUUUACAUAUUAUAUAUUUAUAAAUUAUGACCAAUGUAAACACAAUUUACAAGCAGUAUAUUGACUUUAGACCUUUAUUUUAUGAAUGUAUAUUAUUGAUAGCAGUGUUUUAUGCUGCAUAAUUUAAAAAAGAGUUAAAUGCCUUUUCUGAGAUUACUGAAUCUUUUAUGAGGUUCAGAAACAUAUCCUGUUUAGUUUUCUUAAUUUUUUUGUAAUUUUAAAUAAAGAUUUAUCAUAUUCUA